Emys orbicularis (European pond turtle) is the source of this 2504-nucleotide messenger RNA. It is a transcript of the gene ACSL1, whose product is annotated as acyl-CoA synthetase long chain family member 1. Lineage: Eukaryota; Metazoa; Chordata; Testudines; Emydidae. Gene Ontology annotation, biological process: long-chain fatty acid metabolic process. Gene Ontology annotation, molecular function: long-chain fatty acid-CoA ligase activity. Gene Ontology annotation, cellular component: endoplasmic reticulum; membrane. The record is from RefSeq and is a predicted model, not a curated record. The coding region runs from base 100 to 2196 and encodes 698 amino acids. The transcript has 21 exons.
CGCCGGCGUUGCACUGUCAGUGUGGAGGGGGCUGGUCGUCAGUGCUGCAGCUGCUAGGCCGGGAGCUGCCAGCAUAAGGAACAACUGCAACCGACCGCGAUGCAAGCACAUGAAUUGUUUAGACAUCUGCGAAUGCCAGAACUUGAUGAUUUCAGACAGUAUAUACGCACACUUCCAACCAACACAUUGAUGGGGUUUGGUGCAUUUGCAGCUCUUACAACAUACUGGUAUGCCACAAGACCCAAAGCCCUGAAACCACCAUGCGACCUAUCCAUGCAGUCUGUGGAAGUAGAGGGUGGUGAGCAUGCUCGAAGAUCAUGCCUGCUUACUAGUGAUGAGCUAUUGACCUAUUACUAUGAUGAUGUGAGAACAGCCUAUGAAAUCUUCCAAAGAGGUUUGGAGGUGUCAAAUAAUGGUCCCUGUUUGGGUGUUAGAAAACCAGAUCAGCCAUAUGAAUGGAUCUCUUAUAAAGAGGUGUCAGAGAGAGCAGAGUAUGUGGGUUCAGCACUACUUCACAGAGGCUACAAGCCAGCUCCAGACCAGUACAUAGGAAUCUUUGCACAAAACAGACCAGAGUGGGUUCUCAUUGAACAGGGAUGUUACACCUACUCCAUGGUGGUGGUGCCACUUUAUGAUACGCUGGGAGCUGACGCAAUCAGUUAUAUUGUGAACAAAGCUGAUGUAGGACUGGUUUUCUGUGACAAAUCUGACAAGGCCAAGCUUCUGCUGGAUAAUGUGGAAAGGGGAGAAACUCCAGUCCUCAACACCAUUGUUAUCAUGGAAUCCUUUGAUAGUGAUCUUGUAGAACGUGGGAAGAAGUGUGGGGUUGAAAUUCUCAGCCUGAGAGAAUUGGAGGAGGUGGGGAGAGCUCACAGACAAAAACCUGUGCCUCCAAAUCCAGAAGAUCUAGCAGUCAUCUGUUUCACCAGUGGAACUACAGGAAACCCCAAAGGAGCUAUGAUUACUCAUCAAAAUAUAGUGAGCAAUGCUUCAGCUUUUGUGAAAGCUACAGAGAGUGCAUGUGUCUUGAACCCCAGUGACACACACAUUUCCUUUUUGCCUCUUGCACACAUGUUUGAAAGACUAGUCCAGUGUGUGAUUCUCUGCCAUGGAGCUCGGAUAGGAUUCUUCCAGGGGGACAUCAGACUACUUAUGGAUGACUUAAAAACACUGCAGCCAACUGUAUUUCCUGUAGUACCAAGACUGCUGAACCGGAUGUUUGACAAAAUCUUUGGACAAGCCAAUACUUCACUGAAAAGGUGGAUCCUGGACUUUGCUUCCAAGAGGAAAGAAGCAGAACUUAGAAGUGGCAUAAUUAGAAAGAACAGUCUGUGGGAUAAACUGAUCUUCCACAAAAUACAGGCAAGUCUGGGAGGAAAAGUAAGACUAAUGAUCACUGGAGCAGCUCCUGUGUCUGCAAAUGUACUAACCUUCCUAAGAGCAGCUCUUGGUUGUCAGUUCUAUGAAGGCUAUGGACAAACUGAAUGCACAGCUGGAUGCUCUCUGACCAUACCUGGUGACUGGACAGCUGGUCAUGUUGGAGCGCCAAUGCCUUGCAGUCUCUUAAAACUUGUUGAUGUAGAAGAAAUGAAUUACUUAGCUGUCCAAGGAGAGGGUGAGGUAUGUGUGAAAGGACCAAAUGUAUUUCAAGGCUACUUGAAGGAUCCAGAAAAAACAGCAGAAGCUCUAGACAAAGAUGGCUGGCUCCACACAGGAGAUAUUGGAAAAUGGCUACCAAAUGGUACUUUAAAGAUCAUUGAUCGGAAAAAGCAUAUAUUCAAACUCGCGCAGGGAGAGUACAUAGCACCAGAGAAAAUAGAAAAUGUGUAUAUGAGAAGUGAACCUGUUGCUCAGGUGUUUGUCUAUGGAGAAAGCUUGCAGGCCUUCUUAAUAGCUAUUGUCGUACCAGAUGCAGACACUUUGUCUAGCUGGGCCAAGAAAAAGGGAUUUGAAGGUUCAUAUGAAGAACUAUGCAAAAACAAGGACCUCAAAAAAUAUAUUCUGGAAGAUAUGUUGAAGGUUGGGAAAGACUCUGGCUUGAAGUCAUUUGAGCAGGUCAAAGGCAUUGCCCUGAGCAUGGAGAUGUUUUCUAUUGAAAAUGGCUUGUUGACACCAACACUGAAGGCAAAGAGACGAGAACUACAAAAAUUCUUCAAGUCCCAGAUAGAUGAACUCUAUACUAAUAUCAGGAUGUAACUGAGGGGAAAAUGGGUUGAAGAGAAUGGCAAACAUCCAGUCUACUGUUGGCCUUCAUAUUUGUAUUGACUACAGCAAACAUAGGGAAGGAAACUGUGCAAUCAUUAACUUGUACAAAAAUGGGUACCUGCCAUAGGAAUAUUGAAGAAAAUGGAACAUUGCCUUACUGUCCAGUUAUGUUGCAGACCAUUUUUAUGGUGACCUACAAUUUCCAAAAUUAGCCUUAAACUGUAAAUGUAACUAUGUGAUUAAGUUAUUUAAACUUCCUCAGCCAAAAAUGUGACCUUUUUUGUUAACCAGGGAGUUAA